AUGGGCUUCAGGGGUUCCCAGGCAGUUGCUCUUUUCAUUCUCUUUAACAUCAUAUGUUUGUCUCUUGUUUCUUCUAACAAGGUUCCAUGCCCUCCUACAAGUCCUUCCUCGCCUGCCUCUGUCCCAAAGAAGCAAGACAAAUGCCCUAGAGAUACCCUUAAGUUUGGUGUUUGUGGCAGUUGGUUAGGGUUGGUGACCGAGGUUAUUGGGACUAAACCCAGCAAGGAAUGCUGUACCCUAAUCAAGGGUCUUGCAGAUCUUGAAGCUGCAUUGUGUCUCUGCACUGCUAUUAAGGCCAAUGUCUUGGGAAUUGUCAAGCUCGAAGUGCCUGUUGCUCUUAGUUUGCUUGUUAAUGCAUGUGGAGGAAAGGUGCCACAAGGUUUUGUCUGUGCUUAAUUAGAAACUGUCUACCUAGCUAGCUCUGAAUUACUUCUUGAUGUACUUAUUGAUAUUUUCCAUUUCUGCUAUGUUGGAAUAAACCAGAUUAAUUUAAUUAGGCUGUGUGGACAAAGGAAGAACUCUAUUGGA
Molecule: messenger RNA, 528 nt
Organism: Prunus dulcis (almond)
Lineage: Eukaryota; Viridiplantae; Streptophyta; Magnoliopsida; Rosales; Rosaceae
Product: putative lipid-binding protein At4g00165
Exons: 1
Coding region: 1-396 (131 amino acids)
Source: RefSeq, a predicted model, not a curated record